Messenger RNA from Hevea brasiliensis (rubber tree), 1245 nucleotides. Its product is annotated as F-box protein At1g30790-like. Gene Ontology annotation, molecular function: protein binding. The transcript has a single exon. NCBI's taxonomy places the organism in Eukaryota, Viridiplantae, Streptophyta, Magnoliopsida, Malpighiales, Euphorbiaceae. The record is from RefSeq and is a predicted model, not a curated record. Bases 1 to 1245 code for a protein of 414 amino acids.
AUGUUAGAGAAUCAGUCUGAUAAGAAGCCUACUGCUUCAGCCACUAAAGUGAGAGAAGCAAAGAAAAGAAGGGUGACACUAAAUUCACCGUCAAGAUCAAUCUUAGAGGUGAGAAGCAUUUCAUCAUCAUCAAAAUCAGUCCCUCAUGAUCUUAUAUUUGGUAUAUUCACAAGACUUCCAGUCAAAUCUCUUAUUCGAUUCAAGUGUAUAGCCAAAUUUUACUCCACUACCAUAACUAACCCAUCAUUUGCACUUGUGCAUCAACCCUAUCUCGAGCCAAAACCAAGCCUCCUCUUCACUUGCUCCACCAAACAUCAGUCAACACAGAUCUUCUUUGCGGUGAGUCAAAAUGGUAAUCGAGCCACUCAUUUAUUAACUAUCCCUCCUCGUUUUUCUCGUUAUACCACACAAUCAGUUAAUGGUAUAUUGUGCAUGGAUUUUGGCAUUUGUGCAACAAUUUGCAAUCCUAGCACAAGGCAAGCCAUUAGUCUCCCAUUCCCCUUUCCAAAGAACUCAUUCAUUGCUUCCACCACCAACUUUUAUGUAAACUUUUUGGGGUUCAAUCCUAAUGAUAAGCAGUACAAGGUCUUGAACUCAUGGGGGAAUUAUAAAAUGGGUACUACGGAAUAUAUGGUUUUCACAUUAGGGACAAAGAAAUGGCGACGAGUGCAUGGUGGCCCUAAUUACUUUGCUCAAAGGGAAAGCAUUUGCAUAAGUGGGAUUAUCUUCUUUAGGAGUUGGAUGAGCUUAGGAACCAUUAAUCAAGUGGCGGCUCUAGUUUCUUUUGAUGUCCAAACUGAAAGUUUUCGAGUGAUCAAUCUUCCUAGAGGUGCACCACACAAUGUAGAUACAUCUUGUUUGAUUCAACUGGAAGGGCGUUUGGUUAUAAUUGAUUACCGACUUGAUCGUGAGCAUUAUUGUUUGUGGCUACUAGAGGACUACUGUAAUGAGAUUUGGGCCAAGCGUUACAUCACCUUUCCAUCAUAUUUGGAGAAAAGAAUAACUGGACUCAACUUUGUUGUUUCAGGAACCAUUGAUACAGGUGAGAUUACAAUGGCAGCUCAAUGCUUAUCCACACCAUUUUCACCCUUUACUGUGUUUUACUAUAAUCCAUCAAGAGGUAAUUUUAGGAGAGUCGGAAUAUUUGGUCUGCCUAAUUAUAAUGCUUUUAAUAUGUCUUGCAAUUAUGUCACAGUCACUAAUUAUGUCGAGAAUAUCUUGCCUUUAUGUCAACAAGCUAGCUAG